Messenger RNA from Tyto alba (common barn owl), 3220 nucleotides. It is a transcript of the gene BTK, whose product is annotated as Bruton tyrosine kinase. The transcript has 19 exons. The record is from RefSeq and is a predicted model, not a curated record. Bases 950 to 2923 code for a protein of 657 amino acids. Gene Ontology annotation, molecular function: ATP binding; protein binding; non-membrane spanning protein tyrosine kinase activity. Gene Ontology annotation, biological process: T cell receptor signaling pathway; B cell receptor signaling pathway; intracellular signal transduction. Lineage: Eukaryota; Metazoa; Chordata; Aves; Strigiformes; Tytonidae.
CGGGGCUCCAGAGCAGGGGGUCGGGGUGCUGCCAGUGCCUUUGACCUCACCUUGCUUGUGCUUUUUGCAGUGGGUACUGGUGGGGUGCAGCUCUGUAUGUUCCCGAGUCUCUCCCGUGCGGGAGAUUCUCUGUCCCUCCCACCCUUCAUUUCUGUCACCCUCCAGGCUGCAUCUGAAACGGGGGCUGUGGAGUUUGUCUUUCCCAGACACCCUGUAGCUCUUCUCACUUGCCCUGAGUGUGCCAGUCCCCCUCUAGCCCCCCUGAAAUCAGCCAGCAGUGGCUGGCAGGCUCGGCUCCUUAGCAGGACACAGGCAGGGGCCAGGGAGCCUGUCUGCAGGGAGGUGGCCCUGGGACCAUGGUGGGGCACAGCAUCCGGUAGCACUGGGCCAGUGGUGUGUGCCGAGCCCGGCGGUGGUGUCAGAGCACGCUUGGCUGAGGUGUGACAGUGGCAGGAAGUCACAUUAGCUGAGGGGACACACACGGGACGUGCUUCCACCCACCCACUUACCACCUCUGCUGUCGCAGCAUGGCAACGAUGGCUGGCUGCAGAGGUGAGUCCCGUGGGGCACCCACUGCCCCAAAGGGCAGACAGGGACAGAGCAAGGAUGGUGGCAGUGCUGGGGAGAGGGAGGUUGUGCCAUGCUGGGGCAGAACAGCCCUCUGAGACGCUCAUCAUCCUUUCCUCUCUGGCGGCACUGUCCCAGGGGACACGGUGAAGACGUGUCCCAUCUGCCCGACACUGCGGGCAGUGACCCAGCUGCUGCGACUCAAGCUGAUUCCCCCCGUGGGGGUCCCAGCACCCGCUGGCUGCCCCUCAGGCAGCAGGGAGAGGGCUCCUGAGCAAGGUCCAGUGGUGGGCAGGUUUUCGGCUGAACGAGCGCUGUGUCGGUGGUGUCCUGCUCACAGCAACCCGGCGAGCAGAGCGUGGAGGAGGCUGGGGGGGCCGACAUGGCCAGUGUCAUCCUGGAGAGCAUCUUCUUGAAGCGCUCGCAGCAGAAGAAGAAAACGUCUCCCCUCAACUUCAAGAAGCGCCUGUUCCUGUUGACGGAGAGCAAGCUGUCCUACUACGAGUACGACUUUGAGCGGGGGCGCCGGGGCAGUAAGAAGGGCUCAGUGGACAUUGAGAAGAUCACCUGUGUGGAGACAGUGGUGCCCGAAAACAACCCUCCCCCUGAGCGGCAGGUCCCGAGGAAAGGAGAGGAUUACAACAUGGAGCAAAUUUCCAUUAUCGAACGGUUCCCCUACCCCUUCCAGGUGGUAUAUGACGAAGGGCCCCUCUACGUCUUCUCCCCAACGGAGGAGUUGCGCAAACGCUGGAUCCAUCAGCUGAAGAGUGUGAUCCGGUACAACAGUGACCUGGUACAGAAGUAUCACCCCUGUUUCUGGAUCGACGGCCAGUACCUGUGCUGCUCCCAGACAGCCAAGAACGCCAUGGGCUGCCAGAUCCUGGAGAGCAGGAAUGGCAGUUUAAAAGUUGGGCGGUCACAUCGCAAAACGAAGAAGCCUCUUCCCCCUACUCCUGAGGAGGACCAGAUGGUGAUGAAGCCCCUGCCUCCUGAGCCAGCCCCCAGCGCAGCAGGUGAGAUGAAGAAGGUGGUGGCCCUCUACAACUACCUGCCGAUGAACGCGCAGGACCUGCAACUGCAGAAGGGCGAGGAGUACUUCAUCCUGGAGGAAAGCCACCUGCCCUGGUGGAAAGCCCGUGACAAGAACGGGAGGGAAGGAUACAUCCCCAGCAACUAUGUCACUGAAACCAGAAAUUCCCUGGAGAUCUUUGAGUGGUACUCAAAGAAUAUCACUCGGAGCCAAGCGGAACAACUGCUGAAACAGGAGGGUAAGGAAGGGGGCUUCAUAGUCCGAGACUCCACCAGCAAGACAGGGAAAUACACUGUCUCCGUCUAUGCCAAGUCCUCCGUAGACCCCCAAGGCAUGAUCCGCCAUUACGUUGUAUGCUGCACCCCCCAGAAUCAGUAUUACCUGGCAGAAAAGCACUUGUUCAACACCAUCCCGGAGCUCAUCACGUACCAUCAGCACAACUCUGCCGGGCUCAUAUCCAGACUGAAGUACCCCGUGUCUCAACACCAGAAAAGUGCUCCUUCCACAGCUGGCCUCGGUUAUGGGUCGUGGGAGAUUGACCCAAAGGAUCUGACCUUCCUGAAGGAACUGGGGACAGGGCAAUUUGGCGUGGUGAAGUACGGGAAAUGGAGAGGCCAGUACAACGUUGCUAUCAAGAUGAUCAGGGAGGGCUCCAUGUCAGAGGAUGAGUUUAUCAAUGAAGCCAAAGUCAUGAUGAACCUGUCUCAUGAGAAGCUGGUGCAGCUCUACGGGGUCUGCACCAAGCAGCGUCCCAUCUUCAUCAUCACCGAGUACAUGGCCAACGGCUGUCUCCUGAACUUCCUGAGAGAAACUCGGCGGCGGUUCCAGCCUGCCGAGCUGCUGGAGAUGUGCAAGGAUGUCUGUGAAGCUAUGGAGUACCUGGAAUCCAAGCAGUUCCUGCACCGAGACCUGGCCGCUCGCAACUGUUUGGUGAACGACCAAGGAAUUGUGAAAGUAUCAGAUUUUGGCCUUUCAAGGUACGUUCUAGAUGAUGAGUAUACAAGCUCUAUGGGGUCAAAGUUUCCAGUGCGGUGGUCCCCGCCUGAAGUGCUUCUGUACAGCAAGUUCAGCAGCAAGUCUGACGUCUGGGCUUUUGGCGUUCUGAUGUGGGAAGUUUACUCUCUGGGAAAGAUGCCUUACGAGAGGUUUAAUAACAGCGAGACAACAGAGCACAUCAUCCAAGGCCUGCGCCUGUACCGGCCGCAGCAGGCCUCAGAGCGGGUCUACGCCAUCAUGUACAGCUGCUGGCAUGAGAAGGCCGAGGAGCGCCCCACCUUCACCACGCUGCUGGGCAGCAUCCUGGACAUCACGGACGAGGAGCCCUGACCAGCUGCCCCCUGCCCGGUGCUGGUACUGGGGGGCUGGUGCUGCCUCCCCGCCCGCUGGGACCAGACACGCCAGACGGUACCUCUGCUCCGCUGUCACGGACUCGCCACUGGCCGCCCCUUGGGCGAGCAGGGGCCUGAGGGGCCGCCACCGGCAGGACCCCUUCCAGCCGAGGACUGAGGCGAGGCCCUUGGCGGCCAGCCCCGGUGCCAACCAGCCCCGGUGCCAACCAGCCCCGCUCAGGCCGCGCGGGCGGCGGCUGGCCGGUCCUUCGCGCAAUAAACGGUUCCGAACGCC